UGUCGUUGCAAUUUCUUUACCCAAAUUGAAAAGAUUUUUCUGAUUCCUGAGAAAUGGGUGGAAGUUUUAUUGAUGAUGAUUGGGAGUCUGGUUCUGCUUCACACAGAGCCCGAACAGUCGUCUUGGUUGGGCGUACAGGAGAUGGAAAAAGUGCAACCGGUAACAGUAUUCUCGGAAGAAAGGCAUUCAAGUCAAUGAAUAGUCCUGACGGCAUUACCAGCACGAGUGAGCUGCAGACGGCCGUGUUGGAAGAUGGUCAAAUCAUUAAUGUGAUAGACACCCCGGGUUUAUUUAACAAAUCGGCCGAACCUCAGCUUGUUGGAAAAGAGAUCGUGAGAUGCAUUGACAUGGCAAAGGAUGGCAUCCACGCAGUGCUUGUAGUUGUGUCACUUAGCAGCCGAAUCUCAUUAGAGGAAGCAGCUACUGUUGAGACCCUGCAAAAAUUAUUUGGAGACAAGAUUACAAAAUAUAUGAUAAUGGUUUUUACUGGGGGUGAUGACUUUGAAGAAGACGAAGUGAACUUUGACGAUUACUUGAGUCGUUCAGAGUCCAUAAAGGGAAUGCUUGAGAUUUGCGGAAACAGGUGGGUGUUAUUUGAUAACAAGACAAAAAAUACAGCCAAGAAAGCUGAACAACUUAAGCAACUUCUUUCCCUAGUGGAUGACGUUGUCAAGAAAAAUGGAGGAAAACCUUAUACUAAUAAGUUAUUUGUCGAGUUUCAGAAAGCAGCUGCAAAACUUCGAGAUCAAGCUAAAGAGCUGAAUUCUUUGGAAGGUUACUCCAAAGAGGAGAAAAUUGAGCGGGAGGUGCAGAUAUAUCAAUCAUAUGAGGAGCAUCUGGCACGAAGUACUGAUAUGGUUGAGACAAAGCUUAGGGAGGCAACACAUGAACUUGAACAGCAAUUGGCAGAAGAGCAAGAUGCUCGCUUAAAAGCAGAGCAAACUGUGCGAGAAACUCUAGCGAAAUCAGAUAAUGAGAUCUGUAAAUUGAGACAGAAUUUAGAGACGAGCCAAAGGCUGGCUGAGCAGCUCAAAAAGUUUGGUAAAAAUUUGGGUUGUCAUAUUAUGUGACUGGAUAUUCUAGAUACUGUACAUCUGGGGGGCGACUAAAUGCAUAUUCUGGGAAGCUAAAAUUUACUGUUACACAUUAUUAGUUUAUGGCACUGAAGUUUGCAACUUAGCUGUGCCCAUCUUCAUGGAACUGUGGUGGUUCGAUCUGUUGUCUUAUCAUCGCCUAUGCGUGUUUUGUCCAUCAUUGUGGUAUUUUGUUAUAUAGUGGAAUCCUUGCUCUACUUGGCAUUUCCAAA
Coffea eugenioides is the source of this 1306-nucleotide messenger RNA. Its product is annotated as immune-associated nucleotide-binding protein 9-like. The transcript is spliced from 6 exons. Gene Ontology annotation, molecular function: GTP binding. The record is from RefSeq and is a predicted model, not a curated record. Bases 54 to 1070 code for a protein of 338 amino acids. NCBI's taxonomy places the organism in Eukaryota, Viridiplantae, Streptophyta, Magnoliopsida, Gentianales, Rubiaceae.